This is a messenger RNA of Bombyx mandarina (wild silkworm), 3275 nucleotides long. Its product is annotated as nuclear nucleic acid-binding protein C1D. Gene Ontology annotation, biological process: regulation of gene expression; maturation of 5.8S rRNA. The record is from RefSeq and is a predicted model, not a curated record. Gene Ontology annotation, cellular component: exosome (RNase complex); nucleolus. Lineage: Eukaryota; Metazoa; Arthropoda; Insecta; Lepidoptera; Bombycidae. Gene Ontology annotation, molecular function: DNA binding; RNA binding.
UAAGGGUGACAGUUAUAAAGUUCUUAUUUCGUCGUGUACCUAUGUGUUUAUUUAGAUAUAGAAAAGAAAAAACAGUUUAUAAUUAAAACGUAAAAUGUGCCAAGAACUUAAUUGGGACUUUAAAUACGGCGAACUCGCCAAAGACAAAGAUUUCGUGAACAAUGUUGAAAAUUUGAAAGAGAAUUUAAUAGAAGUACAACAAGUACUCAAUAAACUCCUUCCGUUGAAGAAGAAUUACGACAAAAUGUCACUACCAGCUCAGAUUGAACUAGAUUUGUUUUUUGUAUACACUUUAAAUUCACUACAUUGGAUACAUUUACGAACAAAAGGCAUCGAUCCCACAAAACAUCCCAUCAAAGAUGAAUUGCUCAGAAUAAAAGCUACAAUGUUAAAGUGGCAGGAAGUGAAGGAUCGCCAGAAAAGACCCACCGUUAACGUUGAAGUGGCGAAACGUUUAGUACGGAAUGGUCUGUACGACCAUCAGAGGGCUCCCGUGAAACAACUAAACAAACGAAUAAAAUUUUCAGAUAACGAAGAGUAAUUCGUUGAAAUAAUUAAUUAAUUAUCUGUAAUUUUUAACUAUUUUGGUCUUUUUAAGGAAAAUUGUUGAAUUUUAUAUGUUACACCUACAUGAUUGAUUGGUGACUAAGGGCUCUUUUUAAAAUUCUCAGUCAGGGUCAGUUAAGAUUUACGAAAUUAGUAGUUUUGAAUCAGUUGUGGUGUUUUAAUGAAGAUCAUGUGAUGUUUCUUAUUGUUAUUCAUAUUUUCAUUGCCUAGAUAACUGGAAGAGCUCAUGACUCAGUAUGGAUUUAAAUGGUUACCAGAGCUCAAAGCAUCCACCUUGCCACAUGAUUUCGAAGUCUGUUUUAUAGUAUAAUGUCUGACCCAGCCUAUAAAUAUCCACAAUUAUGUGAUACUAUUAUAGGUACUGUAUUAAUAAUUAUUUAGUGGCUGCUUGGUUAUGAAAGAAGAGAUACACAUGCAUAUAUCUCUAUUUUCCAAAAUUCUUAAAAUGGAAUGAAUCCAUUAGGUUCCAAUGAAGUCUAAUACUAAAUGAUAAAAUGCCUCGUGCAUUCAAAUUGAGUAGUGUGACUGUGCUGGUAUUUGAAUCCUAACAAUUUUUGUAAUGAAAUACAUACUGAACAAAUGUUGAUGAGUGAUUUGCACUUCCAUGGUGAAGGAAUAACUUAGUCUAAUACAAAUCAAAACUAUAAUUUGUACAAUUACUGGUGGUAGGGCAUCUUGCAAGCCUCUAUGGGUAGCUAUUGCCUCUCAGCUGAUUUCUUCCAUGGAGGGUAGGGCAGCCAUUGUUCUGUAAAACCUGAGACUUAGAACUUUUGACUUUGUCAAGGUAGGUAACAGCAUUAAUGCAUUUGGUGUUUGUGGGCUCCAGUGACCACUUAACAUCAGUGAGCUCGACCACCCAUCUUAGUGAUAAAAAAAUUACAUAAAAAAACUAGUUAAUAUAGAGAAUCCUAGUUUGAGGUCAAAAAGAGUGAAAAAAAAUUCCACUGCUCUUUAAAUAUAUUUUUUAACUUAUCUCAUGAGACUAAUAAGUUUCAUGUAUGAGGACAGUGAGUGAGGACAUUGAUCUGUAAAGGCGUUGAAAUAAUGAAAAUUUAAACCAUUGCAUGAAUUCUACUGAGCUGUCUGUUUAACUAGAAAUUGAAAAAUCAAACUCCAAAGAAUUUCAUAUAUUUUUUUCUACAUUUAGAUGUAUUUUACUAAACUUAUUAAGAUAGUUUGUCAAAGUUAAUCUUUUUUGUUGUAUUAAUGAUUAUUAUUGUCAUUAUUUUAUAUUUAUUUAAUUAGUAUUAAACAAAUAAAGGCAUCUGACAUUUCGAAGAAGGUUUACAAGGGCAUUUGUAUUAACAGUGUUCGAAUAACCACUUUAUAUCAGUUAGACCCUAAGGCCAGUUUGCCUAUCUAUACUAUUAAAAAAGUAAGCUUUCAAACUUAAUAAUUUUGCAAUAUUAAUAGGUAUAAUUGCAUCUACACUGUAGAUAUCAAUCUAAUUGACCUGUAAGUCGAAAAUUGCAGUUGAAGUUGAAAAAGCAGUUGAGUAUUUGCUGUAUUAGAAAACUAUUAGACAAUUGAUAAAUGGUUAUCAGUUGAUACACUGACUGCUGAUUAAACUACUUUAUGAUUCACCACCUAUUUAACUAGUACAAACAAACCUGUAAUUGUUAUAAUUCUAGUAUUGUACAAAGCUUACUAGCAUAUUUGUUUCGUUUUAACCUACUCAUUAACCACUUUUAGUGAAUAUGCAUUUUUUGUAAUUUAUUUAAAUAAAAUGUUAUUUAAUCGGAUCAGAUGUCAUUGUAUGAAACAACUUUGAAACUCUGUAUCAUGACAAGUGUUUAAAUAUUAGUAGUUAAAUGUUAACAGGUGUAUUGCAUCAUUUUCAUCCUUCAUAUUUAGUUAAUAAAAUAAAAAACACAUACUAAACGAAUGUUUCUUUAUUAAAAGACAAUUAACAUAUUAUACAUUUAUGUAUAUAUUAUAUUUAAUUGACAAAUCCAUCAAUGAAAGAAAUGUAGAAUUACAGUUCCAUUUUUUUUAAACAAAUCAAAUUUGUACUUCGUAAAUAUAUAAAUUAAUAUAAAUGUAAUUUUUUGUUUUAAAAAAAAAUUAAAAUAUUUGAUGGCACAAAGUAGUGGCAUAUAAGUAAGACGACAACUUUAAUAUGAAACAUAAGUAAUGAUAUACAAGUUGCAAUGAGCUCCUAAAAUAAAAAAUAGGAACAUAAUGGUCUAUUUCAGAGAUCUAAGGCGUUUUUAAAAUUUUAAGUGUAUUCAUAAGUGUGGUAAUAAUUUGUUUGUUAAUUACUAGCAGAGACAAUACACUUUACAUGUUCCUAGUGAAGCCGAGAGUUUCAGGUGACUAGUUUUUCAUAGCUUGUUUUAUAUGUAUUAUCAAUGGACUGUGUCAAAUCUGCGAGAUACAAAGUUGAGGGUAGGUACUAAAGUUCUACAUUUCGUGAUGUGCAAUAAAACAAAAAACUACCCUUUAUUUGAUUUACACAGCUAUCUUAGACAUUUUCAAUUCAAAAUGAAAACACAUCUUUCAUUUUUAUCUCUUAAAUAUCUUUCAUAAUUUUUUUCAUUCAUGAUUUUUUUUUUAUUUAUCAAUAAGGGCUCUUAACCAACAUAACACAAGGCUUGUUAAAUAUUUUGUGUAUAAAAAAAAAUUAGCUUGUAUUUAUUAAUGAAAAGCUGUAUUACAUCAGAGCUUGAUUAAUUUUGGGAAUAAAAUAUAAUAAAAAGUCUACAAAA